Messenger RNA from Dissoconium aciculare CBS 342.82, 721 nucleotides. RefSeq names its product putative PaaI_thioesterase family protein. The record is from RefSeq and is a predicted model, not a curated record. NCBI's taxonomy places the organism in Eukaryota, Fungi, Ascomycota, Dothideomycetes, Mycosphaerellales, Dissoconiaceae. Gene Ontology annotation, molecular function: fatty acyl-CoA hydrolase activity. The transcript has 7 exons. The coding region runs from base 136 to 618 and encodes 160 amino acids.
CUCCCAUUCAGCACACUCACUUGCCACAUGAUCGGACGCCAAUAGAAGUUUGAAAGUCAUAGUCCUGAGUUCCUCUCGCAUUAGAAUCGAUACAUAUAUCCAACCCAAUCAUCUCCAGAUCAAAAGCGGUCCAUCAUGAGUCCUCGUACAUUGACCUUUGUCCGAUCGGUAUGGGAGUCAUUUCGAGCGAAUUCGGGUUUGGAGCCAAGACUUCUAGAUAGUCUCCGUGUCACCGCCGCACGCCCCGGCGUCGUCAAUUUCGAACUCGACAUCCAAAAAGAGCACACGAACCGCCUCAAUAUCCUCCACGGCGGCACUAUCGCGAGUAUGGUCGAUCUGGGAGGUUCACUAGCAGUCGCCUCACGCGGACUCUUCGCCACGGGCGUAUCGACGGAUUUAAAUGUGACCUAUCUCAACUCCGGCGGGAAAAUCGGAGAUACCAUCCGUGCGGAAGUCACCUGCGACAAAUUCGGGAAGACGUUGGCAUACACGUCGAUACGUUUCUUCAAUGAUGCGGAUGAAGUCGUUGCGAGGGGCAGUCACACCAAGUACAUCGCCAUGGCAUGGAAGGACGAGAAGAACAUCACGGAUGAACUCUCGCCACGGCCGGAGAAAUGAUAGAGACACAGAAUCCGCAUCAUGGACAAAUUCAACGGAUCUCGACUGUCGUGAUCCAUACUCGAGGGCAUCAUGCGAGCGUAUUUCUUCUCUUCGUGCGAAG